Lactuca virosa is the source of this 597-nucleotide messenger RNA. The record is from the annotation of a GenBank genome assembly. Lineage: Eukaryota; Viridiplantae; Streptophyta; Magnoliopsida; Asterales; Asteraceae.
AUGAACCCCAGAAAGCAAGACUUGCAACUCAAGCUUUCCCAUUUUAGCAUCAUAUACCUCUAUAAAAUCCCAUAUCUUCCAACCAAACCAAUACACCAUACCCCUCCAUCUUUACUCAUGACGUUGCUACUAGUCCUUUUUACCUUUUCACUCUCAAUUACCCCUCUUUCGUCGUUAGUAUCCAACGACAAAAUUAUUCAUGAUGAUGGUAACCCUCAUAUGAUCUCUAGAACUAAACUUCUAGCUCUGAAUCCAUUUUACCAAUGUGAUGUGUAUCCCAGGGUAUGUCGAGCAAGGGGUGGUGUAGCGCCAGAUUGCUGCAAGAAGAAAUGUGUGAAUGUGGAUACAGAUCGUUCGAACUGUGGGUUUUGUGGGAAGAAAUGCACGUCCAAUGAGAGUUGUUGCCAAGGGAAGUGUGUAGAUGUGUCAGCGAAUCGGUUGAAUUGUGGUUUUUGUGGGUUGAAAUGUAAAUAUAACGAGAGUUGCUGCAAAGGGAAGUGUAAAAAUACAUAUGUUGACAAGAGAAAUUGUGGGGUGUGUCAAAACAAGUGCAAAAAUGGAGAGUCUUGUGCCUUUGGGAUGUGCAAUUAUGCAUGA